CGGGGUAUCGGUGUUUCGCGAACUUCAUCAUCCCUCUUGAACUCUCCAGGCCCCCCUCUCCCUUUUGGACAACUCCUCGGCCUAGCUUCUGCGUGGCCAAUUGCAUUAUUUUGAAUAUCAUUUCUUGUCCUGUUUCAACUUGUCUACAAGCAGCCACAACUGCCCGCCAUGGAUGACCAAUUUGGAGGACGUACUGACGAUGAUCUCUUCUACGACGACUUCGAACCGGUCGAGAGCGAGACCGUCGUCACUACUGAAGCCGCACCGGAACCCCAGCCUGAACCUGUAGCACCGGUUCAGGAACCCCCCGCUCCUCAAGAGAAACCAGCGCCAGCGUCAGCGCCAGCUCCCGCACCCUCAGCCCCUGCCUCAAAACCCGCUGGCCUCUCCUCGUCACGAUAUGCCGAUAAACCAGCUCCUCCCAAGCCCGCAAAACAAGCUCCCCAACCGACAUCCAACGCACCUCCUAACGCUCCAACUGCUCCUCGCGAGAAGAACACCCAUGGUUCGCAAAACACCGCCGCCAAUUCUGCAGCUCGUCUUCAAUCUGGCGCAAACCCACGACAGAAGCUCACGGACGAAGAACUCGCUGCCAAGAUGGAGAAGAUGAAGCUCCUUAACGCAGAGAAGGCGCGCAAGUUUGAGAAAGCCGAAAAGGAUGAGAAGGAUCAUGCUGCUGCGUAUGCUCGCGGCAUGGAGGAGGCUAAGAAGCGUCGCGCCGAGGAAGCUGAGCGACGUAAACGUGGCGAAGAGGACAAGCGCAGACUUGAUGAUGAGCGCGCUAAGAACAGAGAGCGAAAACUCAAGGCCAUGGGUAUGAAGGAGGGUGGAUGGGAUGAGGGCAAGGAUACUCUUGAAGAGGAGGAAAACCGACGUUUCCGCGGCGCAAAUGGUGGUAUUCGAGGAUCAAGAAGCUCCGGUCUUGGUGGAAGUCGAUACGCUUCAAAGGAUAACGAGGAACAUGACGUGGAUCGCUUCUUGGACGAGCGACAUCGUGGUGGAAGGGGUAGAGGUCGUGGUCGGGGAGGACGAGGAGGCCGAGGCGGACGCGGUGGCCAUGAAGGCGCACCACCAGCACCAGUCAAACAAGCCGUCCCAGCAGCCGAAGACUUCCCAGCUCUACCCGGUGAGGUCAAGAAGAGCGCACCGGCACCAGCGAACGAUAAGCCGGCUUUUGCGGCUGCAGCAGCUGGACCUCCACCACCACUGCCACCACCCACUGGUGGAAAGUGGGAUGAAGAGAUGGAUGAGUAUGAUGAGCUGAACAAGAAGUCAUGAACAAAUUGAAAGAGAUGGAAGACUAGGGAUAGCUUGACAGCGGAGUUGGAAAAAUACCAUAGGUAGCAUUGUUAGACAGCAUCGAAAGCCGAAGCGAGAUUGAAAGACUUCUCCUCAUUUCUAUUUGCCUUUCGGCGCUGAGCUGCUUUUCUAGAAAGGGUAUUAUCCUGCUCUCCGCCAACUCUUUCAUUCUUAUUUCCGUCCAUUUUAUACACAGCGCCAAACGCCUGAACAUCCCAAUAAAUAAUUACACAUUGAUUACCAUCCUCCACGGUAUCCCCUUCCGCCGCGGCCGCUCCUAUAUCCUGAACCUCGAGGUCCUCGGGGUCCACCAGGUCCAUCAUCAUCCAUAGGCGCCCUCGAUCGGCCCUUCAUCUCCU
Molecule: messenger RNA, 1658 nt
Organism: Fusarium odoratissimum NRRL 54006
Lineage: Eukaryota; Fungi; Ascomycota; Sordariomycetes; Hypocreales; Nectriaceae
Exons: 1
Coding region: 169-1278 (369 amino acids)
Source: RefSeq, a predicted model, not a curated record